AUGGUAACCAGCCUGCAGCGGGUCGACGGUAAAUCACAGACUGAUGAUGAUGAUCGGCAGAGGAUCAAUAACCUGAUCGAUAAACACAAACACGUAUCUGAUCGAACUUCAACACAUCACGCUGAGGACAGGAAGUGGCCCAAACAGCUUCCUGAGCUUAACCGCGGCCUCGAGGCCCACAUCCCGCUGACGCACAGCCUCCGCCGCACCGUUUCCUGUGUUCCAGUAGGAACUCUUGUUUCCCGUGUUCAGGUAGGAACUCUUGUUUCCCGUGUUCAGGUAGGAACUAUUGUUUCCCGUGUUCAGGUAGGAACUCUUGUUUCCCGUGUUCAGGUAGGAACUAUUGUUUCCCGUGUUCAGGUAGGAACUCUUGUUUCCCGUGUUCUGGUAGGAACUCUUGUUUCCCGUGUUCAGGUAGGAACUCUUGUCUCCCGUGUUCGGGUAGGAACUCUUGUUUCCCGUGUUCGGGUAGGAACUCUUGUCUCCCGUGUUCGGGUAGGAACUCUUGUUUCCCGUGUUCGGGUAGGAACUCUUGUUUCCCGUGUUCGGGUAGGAACUCUUGUUUCCCGUGUUCGAGUAAGAACUCUUGUUUCCCGUGUUCGGGUAGGAACUCUUGUUUCCCGUGUUCGAGUAGGAACUCUUGUUUCCUGUGUUCGGGUAGGAACUCUUGUUUCCCGUGUUCAGGUAGGAACUCUUGUUUCCCGUGUUCAGGUAGGAACUCUUGUUUCCCGUGUUCGGUUAGGAACUCUUGUUUCCCGUGUUCGAGUAAGAACUCUUGUUUCCCGUGUUCGGGUAGGAACUCUUGUUUCCCGUGUUCAGGUAGGAACUCUUGUUUCCCGUGUUCGGGUAGGAACUCUUGUUUCCCGUGUUCGAGUAGGAACUCUUGUUUCCCGUGUUCGGGUAGGAACUCUUGUUUCCCGUGUUCGGGUAGGAACUAUUGUUUCCCGUGUUAGAGUAAGAACUCUUGUUUCCCGUGUUCGGGUAGGAACUCUUGUUUCCCGUGUUUGGGUAGGAACUCUUGUUUCCUGUGUUCGGGUAGGAACUCUUGUUUCCCGUGUUCGGUUAGGAACUCUUGUUUCCCGUGUUCGAGUAGGAACUCUUGUUUCCCGUGUUCGGGUAGGAACUCUUGUUUCCCGUGUUCGGGUAGGAACUAUUGUUUCCCGUGUUAGAGUAAGAACUCUUGUUUCCCGUGUUCGGGUAGGAACUCUUGUUUCCCGUGUUUGGGUAGGAACUCUUGUUUCCUGUGUUCGGGUAGGAACUCUUGUCUCCCGUGUUCGGGUAGGAACUCUUGUCUCCCGUGUUCGAGUAGGAACUCUUGUUUCCCGUGUUCGGGUAGGAACUCUUGUCUCCCGUGUUCGGGUAGGAACUCUUGUCUCCCGUGUUCGAGUAGGAACUCUUGUUUCCCGUGUUCGGGUAGGAACUCUUUUUUCCCGUGUUCGAGUAGGAACUCUUGUCUCCCGUGUUCGGGUAGGAACUCUUUUUUCCCGUGUUCGGGUAGGAACUCUUGUUUCCCGUGUUCGGGUAGGAACUCUUGUUUCCCGUGUUCGGGUAGGAACUAUUGUUUCUCGUGUUCGGGUAGGAACUCUUGUUUCCCGUGUUCGGGUAGGAACUCUUGUUUCCCGUGUUCGGGUAGGAACUCUUGUUUCCCGUGUUCAGGUAGGAACUCUUGUUUCCUGUGUUCGGGUAGGAACUCUUGUUUCCCGUGUUCAAGUAGGAACUCUUGUUUCCCGUGUUCGGGUAGGAACUAUUGUUUCCCGUGUUCGAGUAGGAACUAUUGUUUCUCGUGUUCGAGUAGGAACUAUUGUUUCUCGUGUUCGAGUAGGAACUCUUGUUUCUCGUGUUCGAGUAGGAACUCUUGUCUCCCGUGUUCGAGUAGGAACUCUUGUUUCCCGUGUUCGGGUAGGAACUGUUGUUUCCCGUGUUCGAGUAGGAACUAUUGUUUCUCGUGUUCGGGUAGGAACUCUUGUCUCCCGUGUUCGAGUAGGAACUCUUGUUUCCCGUGUUCGGGUAGGAACUGUUGUUUCCUGUGUUCGGUUAGGAACUCUUGUUUCCCGUGUUCGGGUAGGAACUCUUGUUUCUCGUGUUUGAGUAGGAACUAUUGUUUCUCGUGUUCGAGUAGGAACUAUUGUUUCUCGUGUUCGGGUAGGAACUCUUGUCUCCCGUGUUCGAGU
This is a messenger RNA of Thunnus maccoyii (southern bluefin tuna), 2171 nucleotides long. RefSeq lists its product as uncharacterized. The transcript has 3 exons. NCBI's taxonomy places the organism in Eukaryota, Metazoa, Chordata, Actinopteri, Scombriformes, Scombridae. Bases 1 to 2088 code for a protein of 695 amino acids. The record is from RefSeq and is a predicted model, not a curated record.